Molecule: messenger RNA, 2001 nt
Organism: Schistocerca piceifrons (Central American locust)
Lineage: Eukaryota; Metazoa; Arthropoda; Insecta; Orthoptera; Acrididae
Product: protein unc-80 homolog
Exons: 7
Coding region: 7-1416 (469 amino acids)
Biological process (GO): monoatomic cation homeostasis
Cellular component (GO): cation channel complex; axon
Molecular function (GO): monoatomic cation channel activity
Source: RefSeq, a predicted model, not a curated record
AAGAUCAUGAUCAUAUGUUUUGAGAGUGAGUUAGUGACAGAUUGGAUAAGAAUAGCGCGUACUAUCAGGGAGAUUGGACAGAACAAUGAAGGAGGGCUAAUAUUUUGGAACUUCCUUGAUUUUGUUGUUACCCAGAGAACACCAUUAUUCAUCCUCCUGCUGCCAUUCUUGCAUCAAAAGGUCAACCAGCCUCCAGCAUCAGAUCAAGAAAGACAUAUGCAACACAUUAUCAGAGAAAAACUGCGUGGACUAAAUUUACCCACGCCAAAAGGGCGUGGAUCUUUGCUGAUGGACUUAGCUCAUGAAAUGAAAGAACUAAAGGAAGAGUUAGAGGAUAAUCAGUAUGAUGAUCAACGGGAAAGUAGACAUGCUACAACAGUAGCUGACCCUCCAGUUCCAGAACCUGCAACUACCACUUCAAGGCCAGGUCGAUCUUCUCUAAUAGCAGAUCUGUUAACUGGUGAAUUGGGCUGUUCCAGAGAAUCCAAUAAUAAAAACAACAAUGAUGCAGCUGGUGGCCACAGUUUACCACAAUCACAAAAGCACAGAGGCUCAGUGUCUAGUGUGAGUGCUGGUGAUUCAACUACAAGGGCAGAAUUAAAUGAUGCUGCUACAGCUGCUGAUACUACAUCAUCAGGUUCUCAUGGAGGAAAGACACCAGCAGAAAUAUCACAGCUUUCUUCUACUAGUGAUGAUCACAAAAUCUCAAGUCAAAAGUCUGAUGAUAGCUUGCCUCAACAAAAGGCAUCCAAACUUCGGUUUGGGUCAGCUGUAGAAUUUAGACAUUCUUCAGGUGAAACAUCAGUAACACCUUUAAGUCCCGGCAGCCCCACAGAAGGAAGUUCAGGAGAGAUGAGUAGUCGCAGUACUGACAAACCACGACUCCAAAGAUCUAAGGCACAAAGCAGGAAGACUUUCCGACUACGCAAAAGCAGGAAAAGUCGCAUAGAGGUUUCCCACAUCAAAAUUGAACCAAGGGAAAUACCACAAGUCCCAGGACAGUCACCAACAAUUCAGAUGCCUGUUCUGGAAUUGGCUGUCACUGGCAUCCCACCAGCUCCUGGAAACCAGCCUCCUCCGCAGCUGCAGCGGCUUUCAAGUCGCCUCACUCGAGAAGGCAGUGAUGGUGGAAAAGAUGUAUCUUGGGAUGACGUAUCACUUACGUCUAGCAUGUCAGGAUACAGAGAGUCAUAUUCAGCGCUGGCAACAGCCAUCGAAAGCCCUUCACCAGAUUCCGGGCGACGAGACAUGCCUUCCACAAGCAGUGCAGCUACAACACACAUUGGCUCACCAGACACUUCAGCUAAUAGUACUGGCGGAGAAGAGACUGCAUUGCUGUGUCGCAGUGAUCGUACAUCAUCACAACACUCAUUGUUGAUGGUAUUUGAAACUCAAGAUGAGGACACACUGAUAUGAGCUUACAGUGUAGAAAGACUUAAUUUAAAUGUUGUAUUGAAGUAUGCACCUCUGAGUAAUACUAACCACUUGUGUUACAGAUCUGUGUCCACCACUGUCUUACUUCAUUCCAUCUCAUUAUUAAACAUUUUGCAUCUGCUUUGAUUGUGAAAUACAGUCUCCUGUGAUUUAAUUAGUUAUAUAUCCAUAGCGUAAGAAGAAGUUCCAUUACAAUGUUCUUUUUGUUUAAUGGUUAUUAUUCCCCCAUCUUACUGAGAUGCUAGAUUUUAAUUUCUCACAGCUGCUGAACUAGUGAUAAAAUACUAAAAAGUUUCAAGUUUUUAUUUAUUUUUUACUGUAGAUCAGUAAUAAAAAUUUUCCUCCCACAUUUUCCAGUGUUGGAUGUACCUUCAGUUUUUAGUAGGACUUGUUAUAAAACAUUUACAUAAUUAGUUGGUAACUGGAUGAUAGCCUAUGAUACGUUAUAGGUGAAACAAUAUUUUAAUACUAUUGUGGUACCAUAAGUUAAUGCAUUGAUGUCUAACUGAAGUCAAAGUGUAUAAAUUGCAGUUGAAAAAUGAUGCUGUAAAAAGAUAAAUAACUGAU